GAUUUUUCCUGCUUUUUUAAAGACCUAAACUUUUCAAAAUGGUGUCCUCUGGUCGACAGAUGCUAGGCUUGGUCUUUGCUAUCAUUGGUUUCUUGGGUAGCAUCAUCAUUUGUGCUCUACCUACAUGGAAAGUCACUGCAUUCAUUGGCGCCAAUAUUGUAACUGCUCAGGUUAUUUGGGAAGGCCUCUGGAUGAACUGCGUGACACAAAGUACUGGUCAAAUGCAAUGCAAAGUCUAUGAUUCCCUGCUUGCUUUACCUCAGGAUCUCCAAGCAGCAAGAGCUUUAGUUGUCAUCGCCAUCAUCAUUGGAGUCUUCGGCAUCCUACUUGGGGUUGUUGGCGGAAAAUGCAUCAACUUUGUGGAUGAAGAGAGGCAAAAGUGCAAAGUGGCCAUCGCAUCUGGAAUUGUGUUCAUCAUCGCAGGAGUGAUGGUGUUGAUUGCUGUCUGCUGGACUGCCAAUAACAUCAUUCAGGACUUCUACAACCCAGUCAUGACCAAUGCUCAGAGGAGAGAGUUGGGGACUUUGAAUAUGGCGUCUAUUGGGAUUCAGCUGCUUGCGAGUGUCCUUUGCUUGUUCGGAUGGGCUGGGAUCAUCUUUGCGUGUGCGCUUCCAAUGUGGAGGGUGACUGCUUUUGUGGGGAGCACAAUUGUCACAUCUCAGACUGUAUGGGAGGGCAUCUGGAUGACUUGUGUGGUCCAGAGCACAGGGCAGCUCCAAUGCAAGCCCUACGAUUCCAUGCUCGCACUAACAGCCGAUCUCCAGGCUUCCAGGGCGCUGAUGGUACUCGCUAUCACAACAGGUAGUGCUGGCUUGAUUUUGGCCUUCAUUGGAGGGAAAUGCACAAAAUUUUUGGACAAUGAGGGUCCUGAGACAAAAGGCAAAGUUGCUGUUGCAGCUGGAGCGGUUUUCAUUGGCACCGGAUUGCUUUGUUUGAUACCAACUACAUGGGUAGCUGGUGCAUUGGUGAAGAAGUUCUACAGCGCUGCGAUUGAUGCCCAGAAACGAGAACUUGGGGCUUGCCUCUACAUAGGAUGGGGGUCCGCCAUAUUGCUAAUGCUAGGAGGAAGUUUGUUUAUAACUUCAGCGUGCCCACUCAAGUCCCACAAUUCAGACAAGAACCCUUCGGUGAGAUACCUUGUGGUCCGGUCCUCAAAUGGAUCAAGUCAAGCAGGGUCCCACCACAGGCUACCAUCAGUGCAAAACCAUCCCGUAGGAGCAAUGGCCCGAGUGCAAAGCUACAAAGAACCAACAAGCUGGUCCAAUCAUAUGUAUACCAGACCACAGGCAGAAGAUGGUGAGCCAAUACCAGAAGAGUCGGAGAGGUCUUGGGUGCCAUCAACAAAGUCCCAAAUGAAACAUCCCGGGUCAGUCAAAUCGAACCUAAGCGAGGAAUCAACAAGAAAGUCCCAACUAGAACAAGCCAAGUUAAAGGAGGUGGCAGAGUUGGCCCGAAGUGACAAUGAGGAUGCAUCAACAAAUCCAGCCAAAACAUACUUGUAAUUUUUUUUUUUUUUUACUUAAACAAUGUAUG
This is a messenger RNA of Periophthalmus magnuspinnatus, 1533 nucleotides long. Its product is annotated as claudin-4-like. Gene Ontology annotation, molecular function: structural molecule activity. Gene Ontology annotation, biological process: cell adhesion; bicellular tight junction assembly. The transcript is spliced from 2 exons. The record is from RefSeq and is a predicted model, not a curated record. Lineage: Eukaryota; Metazoa; Chordata; Actinopteri; Gobiiformes; Gobiidae. Gene Ontology annotation, cellular component: plasma membrane; bicellular tight junction. The coding region runs from base 39 to 1502 and encodes 487 amino acids.